Procambarus clarkii (red swamp crayfish) is the source of this 1475-nucleotide messenger RNA. RefSeq lists its product as uncharacterized. Gene Ontology annotation, cellular component: extracellular matrix. The record is from RefSeq and is a predicted model, not a curated record. NCBI's taxonomy places the organism in Eukaryota, Metazoa, Arthropoda, Malacostraca, Decapoda, Cambaridae.
GACCAUAAAAGUUUUGAAACAAACCACAACUGACUGGAAAAAAGCUGCCCCGAAGUGCCCUUCCUUCAGGUAUAAAGGAGUGGUUACUAUGGCUCUGCCCUCACUCUCGAGUGGAACUUCGUCAUGAACGCCAGAAUACUCUUCAUGCUGGCUCUGGCGACUUCGGUUGCCACAGACAAGCGUCCGGAUCCUUCUUUAUCCUACGGCCCUCCACAGGUAGGAGCUGUCGAUACAUCUGAAGAGAAAUUCAGGUCCCCCAAGUAUGGCUUCGACUGGACCGUCCAAGAUGGCUACACAAACAACGACUUCGCUCACCAGGAAAAUCGCGAAAACGACGACACCAGAGGGUCGUACAGCGUGCAGCUUCCCGACGGUCGUCGUCAGGUCGUGACCUACUACGUGGACGGUGACUCGGGUUACGUGGCCGAAGUCACUUACGAGGGCGAGGCUCGAUACCCGGACUCUGAUGAAGUCAGGUCCUACGUACCUCCCAGACCUCGCUACGGAGUCCCUGAAUCAGCUGAGUCAGUGGAGGGUCCUGUAUACACUUCUCCUAGUCCCAUUAUACCCUUAUAUAAGCCUCCAAGACCCGUUAUACCCAAAUAUACCCCUCCAACACCCCGAUAUUCUGAAUCUCAAAAGGAAGAAUCAGAUGAAGAUAUACCCGUAUAUACCCCUCCAAGACCCCGUUAUUCUGCACCUCAAAAGGAAGACUCAGAAGAGGAUAUACCCGAAUAUACUCCUCCAAGACCCCGUUAUUCUGCACCUCAAAAGGUAGAAUCAGAUGAAGAUAUACCUGUAUAUACUCCUCCAAGACCCCGUUAUUCUGCACCUCAAAAGGUAGAAUCAGAUGAAGAUAUACCCGUAUAUACUCCUCCAAGACCCCGUUAUUCUGCACCUCAAAAGGAAGAAUCAGAUGAAGAUAUACCCGUAUAUACUCCUCCAAGACCCCGUUAUUCUGCACCUCAAAAGGUAGAAUCAGAUGAAGAUAUACCCGUAUAUACUCCUCCAAGACCCCGUUAUUCUGCACCUCAAAAGGAAGACUCAGAAGAGGAUAUACCCGUAUAUACCCCUCCAAGACCUCGUUAUUCUGCACCUCAAAAGGAAGAAUCAAAUGAAGAUAUAUCUGUAUAUAUCCCUCCAAGGCGCACAUACGGACCCCCUCAGUGAUAUACAUAGACCCAAGUCAUCUCAUCUUGAAGUUCCUUAUUGAACAUAAAAACAGUUGAACAAGAGAACACAAGAACAUCCUAAUCAUACUCAAUAUUCAGUAUAUAUACAUCCCUGAUGUGUCUUCUCCAGUUUUAUUUUAGUUUACUUAUUUGAAGAACAAUGUUAUAGUUUCUCCUCUGCUUUGUUCUUCUCAGUCUCUUGUGCUUCAUUCUUCAUAUUCUCAUGUGUCUUGUUUUUCACAUUCAGUUGAUGUAAUGAAAGUGUUCUGUAUAUAUUUUGAGAGAACAGAAAUUAUUUAUUAA